Pseudomyrmex gracilis is the source of this 2846-nucleotide messenger RNA. It is a transcript of the gene atl, whose product is annotated as atlastin. The record is from RefSeq and is a predicted model, not a curated record. Gene Ontology annotation, molecular function: GTPase activity; GTP binding. Gene Ontology annotation, biological process: endoplasmic reticulum organization; protein homooligomerization. Lineage: Eukaryota; Metazoa; Arthropoda; Insecta; Hymenoptera; Formicidae. The coding region runs from base 50 to 2134 and encodes 694 amino acids. The transcript has 11 exons.
AUGGCGGACGUUAGACAACGUAAACAGAACGGUGAUUACAGCAGCUCGUAUGUGGGACCUGUACGAUCUGACGGAUGUGAGAGUCGGAAAUAUGGCCGACCGGAAAACCGUAAGAGCAAGACAGAAGUUCGAUCCUUCAGGGUCAAGGUUACCGGAAAGGUUGUUGUCGGACACCAUGAAGGAACCAACGAGACCACCUAGAACAAGAACGCAGCAGCCAACGACGGUUCAUAAUUCCGAUUUUGGAAAUGUUAUGCAACGCAGCGUCAUUGUAGAAGCGCGCGCGCAGCAAAGGCCGACCGAGAAGGCCUCGAUGACGACCCUCGACGAGAACGUGAAUCGUAUACCACGACAACAACGCAAAAUAGCUGAAAAUAUGGAUUAUCUAGAAAAGAACGAUCGAAUAGAAAGGAUCGCACCGAACGCACAAAUGCAGAACACAUCAACAGACGAUGGGCGACCUGUGCAAGUGGUACUUGCUCAUCCGGAUCAUACCUUCGAAUUAGAUGAAGAUGCAUUGUCGGAAAUUCUUUUACAAGACGACAUAAAAGAUAGAAGUGUGGUUGUCGUCUCUGUUGCAGGUGCCUUCAGGAAAGGCAAAAGUUUCCUCCUUGAUUUUUUUCUUCGUUACAUGAACAACAAGUACACAUUACAAAAUAACACUGACUCUUGGUUGGGCGCCGAAGACGAACCACUGAGCGGUUUUUCUUGGAGGGGCGGUUCUGAAAGGGACACUACGGGAAUACUAAUGUGGUCGAAGGUUUAUCCCGCUACCUUGGCAAACGGUGAAAAAGUCGCUGUCAUUUUGAUGGAUACUCAAGGCGCUUUUGACAGUCAGUCAACGGUGCGGGAUUGCGCGACGGUGUUCGCGUUAAGUACAAUGCUGUCUUCUGUCCAAAUAUACAAUCUGUCGCAAAAUAUUCAGGAAGACGAUCUUCAACAUCUGCAAUUGUUUACUGAAUAUGGUAGACUGGCAUUGGAAAGUUCUGAGAGCACGCCGUUUCAAAGACUGCAGUUUUUAGUCAGAGAUUGGGUCUAUCCGUACGAGGCCGAAUAUGGCGCGGAUGGUGGAAAGAAAUUGCUUGCGAAGAGGUUGGAGAUUUCCGACAGGCAGCAUUCGGAAUUACAGAGUUUACGAAAACACAUCAAAUCUUGUUUUUCGGAUAUAUCGUGUUUCCUCAUGCCACAUCCCGGGCUCGAGAUUGCAACGAAUCCUAAAUUCGACGGUAGAUUGUCCGAAAUACAGUCCGAGUUCAAAAAUCAGUUGAAAGUACUCGUGCCUAUGAUACUGGCGCCCCAAAAUCUAGUGACCAAGAAAAUCAAUGGUCAGGUUGUGAAAGCAAAAGAUCUAUUGGAAUAUUUUAAAAGUUAUAUUAAUCUUUACAAAGGAGAUGAAUUACCCGAACCGAAAAGCAUGCUAGUGGCUACAGCGGAAGCUAACAAUUUAACUGCUGUAGCUGAAGCCAAGGAUUUGUAUCUUCAAAUGAUGGAAAACGUUUGCGGUGGGGGGAAACCGUUUUUGGCGACCGCUCAUUUAGACUCGGAACAUAAUCACUGCGUGGACUCGGCUCUUCGUCAAUUUCAGAAUAAACGAAAGAUGGGUGGAGAAGAAUUUAGUAAAAUAUAUAUGGAAAAAUUGAUCAAGGAUUUGGACGAAGCGUUCUUGCAAUUUAAGGCGCACAAUGAGAGUAAAAAUAUUUUCAAAGCAGCGCGAACACCCGCAGUGUUCUUCGCACUUGCUGUAACUAUGUAUAUUUUAUCCGGAAUAUUUGGUCUUGUUGGUCUGUACACAAUAGCGAAUAUAUGCAACUUCUUAAUGGGCUUCGGCCUUCUCACGCUUAUACUAUGGGCUUACAUCAGGUAUAGCGGAGAAUUCAGAGAAUUUGGCACACAGAUAGAUGAUAUGGCCAAUAAAAUAUGGGAGAAUUGUACUAGUGAAAAUCAAUAUUUGAAAAAGCUGAGUGCUAACAGGAGCAAAUAUCUUGUUCAGUUCAUGAAGCCAAUCUAUCAACACUUCGUGGAGAAAUCAGUGCCUGGCGGUGUCAUGGCAAUGGCGCAGGUUGCUGAAAUAGCGGUAACAAAUUCAACAUUGAACGCCACUGUCACUGCCAAUGGCAAACCUAAAUCAAUGUAAUAUUCAUUCCUACAAUGGCUCGAUUAUUCAUACCAAUUGAAAUGCUAUAUCCUUAUAUGUUAAUAUUACUAUAAGUGGCAACUAAAAAAAAUUUUUACAAUACAAAUAAUCUUUUGACACCGCCAUAAAUACUUUUUUCUUAAAUCAGAUUACGACUUAAACAUACUAAUCUAAAAUGACUGUGAAUGUAUAUACACAUGAAUUAUUCUACUCGUAAAACAGCGUUAGUUUGGUGGAAAAUCGUGUGAUUAUUAGUAUUGUCUAGUUUCUAGUAUAUCCUUGGUAUAAUGUUGUUAAAAAUAAAAUAUUUCUUAUAUACACUGGUGGAAGAUAUACUUAUUAUUGUAGUUUGAUCUGAAAGUUUUAUUACAGGGAUGUUAAUAUACCUUAAAAAGUUACACAAGUUUAUAUAUUAAACCGUAGGAAAAUGCAUUUGUAAAAUGUUGAAAAAGAAAUUGAAUUUGUCUUUCUUGUUUUUCAUUAAACACAUAUACAGUCUUUUUGAUUUUCUAAGUUUUCUUUUCUUUUUCAUACAUAACUAGGAUUUUGUUUCGUGCACUUUUGCUUUUUAAAAUUAACCUGUUUGAUAUUUUAUCUGUUAUUUAUUAUGUGCUUAGUCUAACAAGUUUCAGAUUACAUUUGUGCCAGAGAUGCUCUACGUCAGUUAAUUGUAUCAAGCUAUUGGUUAAUAAAAGAGAAUGUAUAUACUGUA